AUGGUUAAGGAAAUCAAAACAGAAACCAAAGUUGGUGUUGGGAUUGCAGCCUUAUGGAAGGCCUUGUCAAAAGAUUUGAGAUUUCUGGCUCCGAAAAUUGCACCUAAUUUGAUCAAGGAUGUGGAACUCAUAGAAGGAGAUGGUACCAGCACCGGUACAGUCUUGCUCUUCAGCUUUGGCACCGAUGCAUCAAAUAUAGUUUACCAGGAGGAGAAGAUUGUGGAGCUUGAUGAGUCUUUGCAUAGAUUUGGCCUACAGGUGUUAAAAGGAGGCCACUUGAACCAUGGGUUUUCUUCAUACAAAACAAGUUUCCAACUUGCUGGAAUUCAAGAGCAGGAGACCCUGGUGAGUAUCACAGUCACUUAUGAGUCUGCAGUUGAAGAUACUACCAUGCCAUCAAAAUCAACCCAAGCUUCUAUAGCCUUCAUCAAGAGCCUGGAAUCCUAUUUGUUAAAUGCUGCCGCCUAG
This is a messenger RNA of Fragaria vesca subsp. vesca, 468 nucleotides long. RefSeq names its product major pollen allergen Bet v 1-B-like. Gene Ontology annotation, molecular function: protein phosphatase inhibitor activity; signaling receptor activity; abscisic acid binding. Gene Ontology annotation, cellular component: cytoplasm; nucleus. The record is from RefSeq and is a predicted model, not a curated record. NCBI's taxonomy places the organism in Eukaryota, Viridiplantae, Streptophyta, Magnoliopsida, Rosales, Rosaceae. The transcript is spliced from 2 exons. The coding region runs from base 1 to 468 and encodes 155 amino acids. Gene Ontology annotation, biological process: abscisic acid-activated signaling pathway; defense response.